CAAAAUCAUGCAGUUUUCGAUUCUUUUACUUCCAGAUUAUUGAUCACUGGUGGUGCACGGAAACUCAACCACAAUGGCGACGAAACCUUCCACCACCACCGAUGUUCCUGAAAUUGCGUCGCCGGAAAUAUCUCCGGAAGUGAACCCAAAACACUCUUCCGAGACGCUAUUGUUUUUCAAGCUUAUGGGUAUUGGCGUUCCCGUUCCUGAAAACUGCAACGCCAAUGGCUUCUUCGAUUCUUUCCUUCGGAAUUUCAUCAAAGUCGAUCAAAUCCAACCUGGUCGAAUCUCUUGCACUCUUAUCGUCAAACCACCUAUCUGUAAUGGCUAUGGGACACUGCAUGGAGGGGCGGUUGGGUCAUUUGUUGAGGUUUUGGCAACUGCUUGCGCUAGAACUGUAGUUGCUGAGGACAAACAACUUUUUCUUGGGGAAAUUAGCAUUUCUUACCUCUCUGCCACUCCAGCAAAUGAAGAAGUGGUAGCUAAUGCUUCUGUGGUGAAGAGUGGAAGAAAUUUGACUGUAGUUUCACUUGAAUUCAAAUCGAAGAAAACUGGAAAUUUGCUUUAUCUUACUCAUGCUACUUUCUAUAACAUGCCAGUUUCCAGCUUAUGAUCACAUAGCUUUCGGGUGAUUCUGCAGUUCCAUUUAAUGUAGGUAAUAACAAAAUACUUUUGAAUAAUCUGGCUGAUUCUUAUCUUGUAUACAUGUAUAGUGUUAUUCUCCUCUUUAUGCCAAUGGCUAUGUCCAUUGUAAUUUUGUAAUAAUGAUAAUUUGUAACGAUAUGAUAAUGAUAUUGUCAAAAAUAGAAUAUCAUAAGCUUUAAUUUA
Messenger RNA from Vicia villosa (hairy vetch), 828 nucleotides. RefSeq lists its product as uncharacterized. Lineage: Eukaryota; Viridiplantae; Streptophyta; Magnoliopsida; Fabales; Fabaceae. The record is from RefSeq and is a predicted model, not a curated record. The transcript is spliced from 3 exons. Gene Ontology annotation, molecular function: fatty acyl-CoA hydrolase activity. Bases 74 to 613 code for a protein of 179 amino acids.